AUGUUCUGUCACCCCUCCCUCUCCUCCCCCGGUCCAGAGGGGGGUAACUUCCGCAGUGUGCUGGACAAGGCAGUGCAGGCGGACCAGGUGGUCAGGGAGCGUUACAAUACACACUGUGAGAUGAUCGCUCUGCUCUGUAAACCAGAGGCUGAACUCACUGCUGCCAUACCAUCAGCCAAUCCUGUGAAGACACUGCAGGGCAGCGAGGUGGUGAGUGUGUUGCGUUCCCAGCUGGCCCAGCUAGAGGAAGUGAAGAAGGAGAGGGAGGGGUUGGAGGUGGAGAUUAAGGGCGUGGCCUUUGACAUGUCCUCCAGCUUCCUGACGGCUCUGGCUCAGGACGGGGCCAUCAAUGAGGAGGCACUGUCAAUGAGCCAGCUGGACCAAUCAUAUGGCAGCUACAGCCAGAGGGUUCAGGCCAGCCUCCGUUCUCAGGAAGAACUGCUGGGCAAAGUGCAGGCGUCUCACCAGGAGUUCUCCAAGCUGAAGCAGUCCAACUCGGAGGCUAAUGAUCGUGAGGAGGUGUUGAAGAAGCUGGCCUCAGCCCAUGACAGCUACGUAGAGAUCACCAGCAACCUCCGAGAGGGCACCAAGUUCUACAACGACCUGACAGAGAUCCUGCUGAAGUUCCAGAACAAGUGCAGUGACAUCAUCUUCGCGCGCAAGACAGAACGGGACGAACUGCUCAAGGACUUGCAGCAGAGCAUCGCCAGGGAGCCCAGCGCCCCGUCCUUUAAUGUCCCCGCCUACCAGACUAACCCUGCUCCCACUGCCGCCGACCCAACCCCUGCUCCCAGGACUGUCUUUCAGCCCCAGGUGAAGGCCCAGCCGCCCCAGCGGCCCCCUCCCCCUGCCUUCACCCCCCAGGCUGCCUCCGCACCUGGUAACCCUCCAGACAACCAGCCUCAACCAGCAAACCCCCCACCCAUGGCCCCUCCCUCACAGGCACAGGGACCGCCUUACCCCACCUACCAGGGAUACCCAGGGUAUGCCUACCAGAUGCCCAUGGGUUAUAACCCGUAUGCAGCGUACGGCCAGUACAACAUGCCCCCCGCUAUGCAGCCUAACAUGCAGCCCUACGUCCCCUAUCAGCAGGCCCCAGCACCCGGACAGGGGGGCUUCCCCGGGACCCCCCCCACACAGCAGCACCCCUACACCUACCAACAGCAGCCCCAGCACCCACCACAUCAACCAUACUACCCACAACAAUAACUACUGUGUAAACUCUAUCAUUCCCUCUCUUCUCCCUUUUCAGCCCUUCUACCCCUCCCCUCUGCUAUCCAUCCUCCAACUGGCAGCACAAACCAUGAUACUAACCUCUGCAAUACAUUCUCUCUCUCCCUCCUUCCCUCCC
Messenger RNA from Oncorhynchus gorbuscha (pink salmon), 1351 nucleotides. RefSeq names its product programmed cell death 6-interacting protein-like. The transcript is spliced from 7 exons. Gene Ontology annotation, biological process: mitotic cytokinesis. Lineage: Eukaryota; Metazoa; Chordata; Actinopteri; Salmoniformes; Salmonidae. The record is from RefSeq and is a predicted model, not a curated record. Gene Ontology annotation, molecular function: protein binding. Bases 1 to 1209 code for a protein of 402 amino acids. Gene Ontology annotation, cellular component: endosome.